Tupaia belangeri chinensis (Chinese tree shrew) is the source of this 2737-nucleotide messenger RNA. RefSeq names its product coiled-coil domain containing 17 (gene CCDC17). The record is from RefSeq and is a predicted model, not a curated record. Lineage: Eukaryota; Metazoa; Chordata; Mammalia; Scandentia; Tupaiidae. The coding region runs from base 142 to 2268 and encodes 708 amino acids. The transcript is spliced from 12 exons.
UGAUGCUGCCCAGGGAGCCAAGAUGACUCCUCCCCAAACAUAAACAUGAAAAUCUCUUGGACCCAAGAGACCUAGCCCUGCCUUCUCUCUGCCUUCUGUCCCACCUUCUGCAGGCUUGUGUCACCAAACUGAUUCCAUCCUAUGGCUUCCAACUCUGGGGAGCCAGGGCUUCUGCCUUGUGGGUCCUGCGACAUGGUUUUCCGCUCCCAGGCCUUGUUGGCCACUCACACUCAGCGCUUCUGCAUUGGCCGCCUGGCCCGGGACGUGACCCUUGGAGCACAGCCCUCAGUGACUACUGGACCGCCUGGCGCUGCGGUAAGGGUUCCUCCGUGGCGGUGGGCGGGCAUUCGAGUGAGCCGAUCCUCAGGAUACCUACCCCAUCCCCAGGUUUUGCCACAAGAACUCCAGGAUCUCCCAGGCCAGGAGUCCAGCAAAUCUGCUCUAAAGAGGCUAACAGAGGAGGUGCAGUGCCUGCGGCUGUCCCUACAGGAAAUGCGAACCCGGAUAACAGAGGACCCCAGGGGUUCGGGGCCCUGGACGCAUUCAGAGGCCCUGCAUCAGGGUUCUGUCUCUGAGGCGGCCGGCAGCCCCAGCGAGCGGUUGCGGGCGCUGCACCGGACUCGAGCAAGGCGCGUUGCAGAGACGGAAGCACAAAGCCGAGCUCUGGAGCGACGCGGCGAGGAACUGAGUCGGCGCCUCCAAGACGUGGCCCGGACCAGGAUUGGGAUAUCCCGCCUAUUCCGCUUGGAGCAGGAACUUCGAGAACUCCGGGCUGAGGCCGGGCAGACGCGGGGAGCUGUAGAGAUGCUGGAGACGCGCGUUCAAGAGCUACAGCGGCAGCCUGCGAAGCCGCCAGACACUUGGCGAGAAGCGGAGCUCAGUUUUCCGAGCAUACCGGCCAACCCAGGAACUCUGGCUGCCGAGAUCAGGGCCCUGCGUGAGGCCUACAUUCGAGGCGGGGGCCAAGACCCCAGCAUUCUCAGCCAGAUUUGGCAUUUGCAAGUGGAGGCAUCAGCACUGGAGCUGUGGAGGUCACAGACCCGCAGGGGUGAACGGGGGCGCUCGACAGGAGGGCAUCUCGGCCGCGGGGAUCUCAGUUCUGGGCGGAAGAAAGGGUGUGAGGGCCAUCCUUUGCAUGAGGACCACCUGAGCAAAAGACCCGAGGUAGGAAACCGGGUGUUGCCUUGUCCAGAGAGCUGGAAGGCUGGAGAGCUGCUCAGAGUCGCACCCGGUGGUGACCAGUGGGACUUGCUCAUCCCGGGAAGGGCGGGGGAGCUUCUGUCGGUGGAGGCCGGAAACCGGCGCCUGGAGGCACAAAUCCUGGCCUUGCAGAUGCAGAGGGGCCUGGCCCAGAAGCCCUGGGGGCCCAGGACCAGCCCCAGUCCACGCUUAAAGGGAAAGGGGGAUCCCCCACUCCUCCCGCCACCAGUGGCACCCCCGCUGCCGCCGCUUCCAAACUCCAUGGACACCCAGUUUUGGGGAGACACGAAAAAGGCUCAUCCUGAAAUCACGACCAGGAACCAAGGCCAGGAUCCUCACCUUCUGCCCACCUGUGAUGUGCUGGGCCCUGCGCCCUAUGACCCUGGGGCUGGCCUGGUCAUUUUCUAUGACUUCCUUCGGGGCCUUGAGGCUUCUUGGACUUGGGUGCAGCUAAUGGCUGGCCUGGCCAGAGAUGGACAUGAUACAGGAGUGACCACAGCACUGCCCCCAGCCCUUUGUUUGCCUCCACCUCCAGCCCCUGGGCCUACUGGCAAUUGUGCCAUCCUUGCCAGCAGGCAGCCUGUGCCCAGACUGCCACCCUCACCAUCAGUAUCCAUGGUCUGUGAACUACAAGCUUGGCAGGGGCAGGCAUGGGCUAGUGCACCACAGUCAAAGGCUUGGGCCUCACUGGUGUUAUUUGACAGUGACCAGCGGGUGCUAAGUGGCCAUUGGCGCCUCCCGCUUCGGGCCCUUCCUCUGGACCCAAGCCUCAAGCAGCUGAAUGGGAUUUCCCAGGCAGGUCAGGCUGAGCUCUUUCUGCGACUGGUGAAUGCAAGAGAUGCAGCUGUCCAGGCACUGGCAGAGAUCAAUCCAGCAAGUGCCCACGCAUACCAGUACCCACCACCGGUAUCAUCCAGCUCAUCUUCACUGAAAGCCAACCCCCUCAUCCCCAUGGCUGGCUUUGCUGACCCCCCACCUACUGUGGAAGAGCCCCUCCACAGAGUCAAGGAAAGAGAUCAGGAUGUGAGCCCUCACCACAGCUCUGAUCCUCCCCCACGGGGUUUCUGAGAUCAGGCCAGGAUUACAACCCCAGUUGGAGACUAAGUGAACCGAAGAUGGAUGCCACCCAAGCCUGGCUCGCAGCCAAAGUCCAUCAUCCAUUUUCAGCACCAAAGAAGACUUUCAAGUCCUGUUUUUUAACCAAGCAGGGUCAGCCACUAGGUUCAAAUAUUUGAAAACAGAAAGGAUACAGCACCACUGGAGGAUGAAGGGCCUAUGGCCGCACUUGAUUUGAUCACUUCCAUGUGAAGUCAGGAACUGGGAUUUGAACUUAAACAGAUAAGUAGAGAAGGCCAAAAUUAAGAAAACAAAAAAAAAGGUACCUUUGGCCACUAUAUAAAACUUGGAGUUUUCCAAGGCACAAAUUCAGCCCAUAUUUAAGAAAAGCUUCAAAGCCACAAACUUUGCUUACAAUCUUUAUUGAAGUUAUACAAAAAGAAUCCCCCAAAAGUGAAAAAAUACAUUAUAUACAAAAACA